This is a messenger RNA of Cooperia oncophora, 3021 nucleotides long. The record is from the annotation of a GenBank genome assembly. Lineage: Eukaryota; Metazoa; Nematoda; Chromadorea; Rhabditida; Trichostrongylidae.
AUGUUCACCAGCAGUCGAGUUGAGAGGACGCCGUAUAGCGAGGUGGGUUUUGCCAGGUGGCACGAAGCAUGUCUGGAAAUGUUGUCGGCUUGUAUGUCUGUUGUAGUGGAUGGUGAGUGGCGAAUGAGCUUGGCGGCAACUAUGGGGAAGCAGCUUGAUUUGUACAAGGACUUUCCUGAAGAGAAGGCGUUUCUUCUGCGAUGCCUUGGCACAGCGUUUCUUCUGCGAUGCCUUGGCACAGCAUUGUCUAAAAUUGCACUGAAGCAAUUUGUUGUCGAUCACCUCAUGCUGAUGUUCAAAUCUACCCAGCAUAAUAUCCCAACUGAACGGCAGGGAUGUGCACGUGGUGUAGGAGCGUGCGCUUCAUCACAUAUGGACUUGGUUCUAGUAGAGCUGGAGAACGUCUCCAAAUGGGAGCAUGCAAAGAAGAGCUCGGGAUUCUUCGGAUUCAUCAAGGACGCGAUGCCAAUUCGUCAGUACACCGACACGGAAAUGGUCUUAUUACGAGCUAGUCUUAUGCUGAGUUAUGGAUAUGUCGUGCAAGCCUGUCCACUCGAUACGCUCACACAGCGACUUCAACAGACAAUCAUCACAUUCUUGAGGCAUUAUUUCGCGAAUAGCAAGCAAGAAACUGUUGUUCGUGAGGCGAUGCUUGAAACCAUGCGGCUAAUAGCCAUUUCCAUACAUCCAUCAAGACUACCUGGAGACUACAGAUUUGAUGCUCGAAAUGAAUUGAUUGGAUAUAUCAAGUUUAUGAUUACGUGCAAAGCGAGACACCUGAAAUGCUGUCUAGCUCUCUCCGGCUACCUGGCGGCAAAAGCUACUGCGGCUCUUGUACGCCUCGAACCUGCUCUGAGUGACGAUGAUGUUUGGGAUUUGGGUUGUGUAUUGACGCAGUAUAUUUUGCCCAUGUGUCGUGAAAAGAGCGGACUAAAAACGUUGGCCUAUGACUUGUUCGACUACGCAUCGACGUCGAUUUCAUCGUUUACGUCGUCUAGUAGCCGUGCCAGUACAAAGAAGAUUGAUGAUGACGAAUCCGCGACAAUUAUGGAUGCUACGGUGGCGCAAUACGGAAACGCACUGGAAGCGAUAGUCGAAAUGCGACCGACCGUUGGUACAGUUACACAGCUGCUGAAGAUGCUGCUGCCUUAUUACGGAAAACUGGCUGAACAUGAACGUAGCAGGUCGAUAGAUGCCACUGUACAAGUUUUACGUGUGUAUCUGGACAGAGCUGAGGAUAUAAGCAUAGGAAUAGCGAGUGAUUUUGGACCGUUGUCAUCGUUGUUAGCCCGACUUACUCCUCGUUUGGUUGAUUCGUUGGCGCUUGUACGUCAUCAGUCUCUUGUGGCUAUUCAUUACGCAUUUCGUCUUGCUAAUGCGUAUAAGGGCCAUGGCACGCUCACAGAUUCCACACUGUUCAGAAUUGAUGAAUUUGCCCGGACGUAUCUGAAUAAUGAAGGUCGUCUCGAUGUUAAUGAUGCUAAGAAAGCAAUAAGGAAAAUGGCGGAGGUGAGUGGAACAUUCCUGAAAUGGUUUUUCCCCGUUUACUGGCUUCAUGACCUUGAGCUGCUGGUUAAGGUAAUAGAGUCGCGCUUACCACAAUGCCAGAUGCAGACCUAUCUGUCAGCGCUAUUCGAGAUGUUGACAGAUCGUCAGAGUCAGGUCUCGUCAGCUGCCGCUCAGUUGCUCACAUAUGCCCUGACGUGUCGUGGAGCGGUUCUUGUCCACGAGGUUGCCUGUUUUUUUUGGUUCACCUGCAGCAAUUUUCAGGGCGAUUACUUCCUUUUUCAGGCUGAUACAUUGGUGACAACAAUACUCGCUCGAUUACCAGAAGUGCAUUCCUGUGUUCAAACGUACACCGAUCUGAUGGCAGCUCUUGUUGCAUUUGCCACUCAUCAACAAACGGUCGUGUGUGAUGUGAUGUUACGCCAACCGCUGCCGUAUUCUGUGUUACACGGAGAACCAGAAUGGACAUUAUAUGAGAGAGUACCGGUGCUUAUCGCCGCAAUGUUUCACAUGAUUUGUAGCGUUUCGGAUACGCAGUUUCCAGUGGUUGUGAAGGAGAAUAAGGACGGAUCGAAGCAGCCUCUCAUUAUAACUCCUGAGUUGAGACGUUCUGCUGAGAGACCUGCAGGUUUGGCUGUGGCAGCGCUCAAGACGCUGUUAUCCCAUGUUGUACACAACACCGACCAGAAUGGGUUGGAUUCGCUAGCAAGAAGUGUGAUGGAGAAGUCAAGCCAUGAAAGAGAACCGAUGCGCCUGGCAGCUGUGAUUGUGUCUUCAGCACUUGUGAAGAAAUGUCCGGACUCCAAUGGGGACUUCAAUGAGAAAUUACUUAUUGACAGUGUACGGUUGCUGGAGAAUUCUCUCACAGAUCAGAGCUUGCGAAUACGAAAGCUAUGCGUCCGUGGCUUGGGUGAGCUAUCCGAAUGCUCAUCGGAAUCGAUCGCAGAACGGUUCGCGAGCAUUGCAGUUGAAGCUGCAAUGGGAGGCCUUGAUGACCUUGGAGACAAAAAUGAUACGGUAGCAAUGGAGUCAAUAGUGGCUUUGAACAAGCUCGUCUCGAAGACGAAUGACGCUCAGCUGCAUUCGAUACUUCGUCAGGUUCUUCUGAAGAUUCGUCCAUGUUUUGAGAAGGAAUCGGCACCAUUACGGGCAGCAUCGUUUAGCCUCUUUGGCGAGUUGGCUGCUCGUAUUGGUGGCGAAAACGAAGAAUUUAUGUCACAUCUUCACGCAAACAUCGUCGCGCUUCUCCUGCAUCUCAACGAUGAGGACGAAAACGUGAGAAAGGCAUGUAGUACGACAUUCAAUCAAGUACACCCAUUAUUCAAUGUGGGAACCUUUUCGUCGGUUGUCGAAAGGGAAAUGAAAGGUGGCAGAUUACCGGCCAGUUAUACGGCAGUGCAACGGGAUCUGGCUAGUGUUUUGGUCAGUCUUGUUCUGCUUCUGCGAGACCCAGAAGAUGUGAGCGUAAGGAUAGCUGCCGCCAAAGCUGUUGGAAGCCUCCAUGACUUUGCUUAA